Messenger RNA from Trachymyrmex septentrionalis, 1183 nucleotides. RefSeq lists its product as uncharacterized. The coding region runs from base 277 to 1149 and encodes 290 amino acids. The transcript has 5 exons. The record is from RefSeq and is a predicted model, not a curated record. NCBI's taxonomy places the organism in Eukaryota, Metazoa, Arthropoda, Insecta, Hymenoptera, Formicidae.
GCGCAUUAUUCUGCCAGUGAAAAACGCUAAAGUUUCAAGGAAUUAGGUUCUGUUAAAUAAAGAAGAAUUAUUUAUACUUCAACGUAUAUACACCUUAUCAACGUAUGAUGAACAUCAAUUGACAUAUGCGUAUAGAGGUGACAAAGUUAAAGGGAAAAGAUAAAAUAAACAGGAAAUACACAACGGGUUAAAUAACAGAAAACUAAACGACGAGAAGAAAAGUUUCUGCAAUAAUAAAAAUAUUCAAGUCGAGUGUCAAGUCUGUGGCAAUAAACAAUGCAGGAAGAGCAAAAAAAUACUCCAAAAUUAGGAACAAUUCGAAAAAUUCGCAAUGCAAGUACACCAGACGUUGCAAGAAAUCUGUCGGAUACUACCUUAUCUGCUUUACAUAAUAUUUCUAGAGUCACUUCUCGUAGUAGAGUAACUUUGAUGUCGAGUGAUAUUGCACAGUUACAGAAAGUGCCAAGAAAGAAGAUUGUUGUAGACAAACAGCCAAUUAUGCCAUCACAGAUAAUAUUGGAUGCACAAAAGAAAAUGGAUAGUGAAGAAUUAGAGCUUGGACUUCUUUACGAUGAAUAUUUACAAACUAUGAUGAUGGAUCUCAUAAUGAAAAAGAAGAUUCUAGAGAAAAAGCGUCUAAUGAUCAUGCAAAUGGCUGCCAUAGCACAAGAGAUUGAUCAAGAUACACAAAAAUUGAUUAAAAUUAAAAUAAGAGAACGGGAUAUAAUAAAUUUAAGUUUAGCACAAAAAGAAGCAGAUGUUCAACUGAUUGCAAUGACAAAAUAUACUGAAGAUGAAACAUAUAAGGUUGUAAAAAAUAUGUUGUCCAAGUUGUACUUUCUCUUGGAACCUCUGGAUGUAUUGCGAUGUAACGGCAUAAUACUUCCUGAAACACAAACUGAAUGGAAAGAGACUGAAGAAAUAUUAAAUAAAUGUUCAAAUGUUUUAAGAAACACUGCAAAUCUAAUAGGAUCGAAAGGCGAAAUAUAUUGUGCUGUUAAUGCUGGAUUAAAGAAUUUUACCGAAACAUGUGAUGAAAUAAAACAUCUUCAAAAAAAAUUGGAAGAAGCACUGUGCAAUUUACAAGUAUUGAUGUUGAAAAAUGCUUCACUUUCCCUGGCAUGCGAUGAUAAAUGCGUGAAUAAAUAGAGACAUGUUGGAAUUGUUUGAAAAAAUAGAAUUA